This is a messenger RNA of Botrytis deweyae, 6489 nucleotides long. RefSeq lists its product as uncharacterized. The transcript is spliced from 5 exons. Gene Ontology annotation, molecular function: calcium ion binding; high voltage-gated calcium channel activity. Lineage: Eukaryota; Fungi; Ascomycota; Leotiomycetes; Helotiales; Sclerotiniaceae. Gene Ontology annotation, cellular component: membrane; voltage-gated calcium channel complex. Bases 1 to 6489 code for a protein of 2162 amino acids. The record is from RefSeq and is a predicted model, not a curated record. Gene Ontology annotation, biological process: calcium ion import across plasma membrane.
AUGCCUCCAAAUAACACCAAUGGUUCCAAUAAUUUAUCGAGCCCUCCUCAAUCGAUACCUUUACGAGAUCUAACACGGCCACCUGAUUCUGCAGAUUUGGGAGAUGGAUCGCGGCGGCACACACGAGGGAGGAGUCUUUUGGCAGGGGGAGGUCUUCGUCCGACGGGAAGUCUAAAUGCUGGUACUGGGUAUGAAAGGCUAGGGGAUUCUUCUCCCAGUCCAGGAGGGAGACCGGAUCGAACAGGUAGCUCAGCGAUACCUCUGACACUACAGUCUACGAUUGGGGAAAGGCACGAAAAUGAAAUAGAAACCCCUACAUCGCUUGUGGGAAACCCUGCAGAUUUUCAAGCAGCAAUGGGAUUCGCUGGUCUAAAUGUACCGGAUAUCAGUUUAUCUCAUGCUCCGCGAGAAAGGUCCAUGUCUUUUGGAUCUCAGCACUCUCUCACACCUUAUGCGCACUCUUAUGGGGACAUGGGAGAUAACGACAAUUCAUAUUUUCCCUCCGAUUCUGACCAGAUACCUUUGACGGAUUCGAACCAUCUGCAGCCCAUGGGUGGGACACAACCCACUACUCCAGAUGGGCAGCGACAUGAUAGGUCUAGCUUUCAAUCUAUCAAUUUCAACUCACCAAGUUCAAACUACAGAGGGUCUAGACUAGGUGAUGAUCUUCCUAAUGCGGAAGCAGGUUACUCAUCAUAUGGUACAAGGUCAAGGUCGCAAAGUUAUGGAGCUAACCUGUCACCCAGUGGACGCAGAUCUAGAUCUCCAUCUACUGUGGGGGCUCUAUCCAGAGCUGGGUCGAUGAUGAGGGCUAUGUCGCAACGUGUGGUUAAUCUGAGUGGUGAAGCCGAGGUCAUCGAAGAAAGCGCUAGGAGACAAGCGCACAGUAUUGAGGAACCAUUUUUCCCUUCGCGGAGAUCAUACGAACCGAAUGUCGAAGAUACAGCUUACCGGCCGAAUACGAUGUUUCCUCCAUUUGAGAAACCCCCGUCAAGGACUUUGGAUGGACCUGGAACGGAUCAAUGGCAGGCACAGAAUCCUCCUAACCCUCUCAGAGGAAAAACACUAGGAAUCUUUUCACCGGAAAACAAGCUUCGGCUAAAACUUUGCGAUUUUCUGGUUUAUCCUAUCACUGAACCAGCAAUUCUCAUAUUGAUUGUUAUACAAACAAUUCUCCUUGCGAUAGAUGCGGCUCCUUCUGUUUAUACUCACCCUCGGCGCCCUGGAUGGGGCUCUAAAACCGACUGGGCUUUACUGGGCCUCUUUAUAAUUUUCACGCUGGAAGUGAUUGCACGUAUUAUUGUGUCCGGUUUCAUUAUUAAUGCAGCCGAAUACAGUACAAUAGACCGGCAACGUGGAGCCAGGGCAGCAAUCGUGGACAAGUACCGAUCGAUAUUUGCACCUCAGCGAAAAUCAUCUGUCAGAAGAGCCCAAACAUCAUCUUCCGAGGAAACCACCAAUACACAAAUGCCUAUCGUCAAUACCUUCGCUCAAAUGCAAGCAAUGACCAGCACUGUCGAGCAAGCCCAGCGAUUGCAACUAGCUAGGAGAGCUUUUCUCAGACAUUCUUUCAAUCGACUCGAUUUCGUCGCAGUCGUAUCUUACUGGGCAGCGUUUGCCAUCAGUUUUCUUGGAGUAGAGCACGGCUAUCAUCUUUACCUAUUUCGCAUGUUAAGCUGUUUACGUAUUCUUCGAUUACUUGCCCUUACAAACGGUACUGCUAUAAUUCUUCGAAGUUUGAAAAAAGCGACUCCAUUGCUACUCAAUGUUUCCUUUCUUAUUGGAUUCUUCUGGCUGUUGUUUGCUAUCAUCGGUAUACAAAGUUUCAAAGGAAGUCUUGAUCGUCAAUGCGUAUGGAUCGACCCUGACGACAUCCAAAAUGCGCAAAAUACUGCAUUCGUUAAUAGCAACCAAUACUGCGGAGGACAGUUUAACAAGGACAACUCGUCUCAUGAUCCCUGGAUGAAAUCAACCGAUGUGAACAAUCCUUUCUACCCUUUAGACUUUGGAGCCACUUCGUCCAAAGGUUACUUGUGCCCCGAGGGAUCUUAUUGUCUUCAACUGCCUCCUGAUCAACUUCCUUUCAAUGGAACUGUCAGUUUUGAUAACAUUGCACAGUCUUUGGAACUCGUGUUCGUUAUUAUGACAGGUAACACGUUUACAGAUCUCAUGUAUUACACCACAGAUUCAGACUAUCUCGCCGCCGCAAUCUUCUUCGCAGGAGGAAUUGUUAUUAUGAUGCUUUGGCUUAUGAACUUGCUGAUAGCCGUCAUUACUUCAUCUUUUCAGGUUAUCAGAGGAGAAGGCAAAACAAGUGCAUUCGCUGCCCAUGCUGAUGAUGAUCAUCCCGAUCCAAAUGUAAACAUGCCACGACAGGUGAGCAAGCUAAAACAGAUGUACGAUAAAACAUAUUGGCUCUGGAUCGCUAUUAUUGUCUAUGAUCUCAUAGCUCAAGCUUUCCGGAGUUCCGACAUGACGGAUUCUCGCUCAAGAUUCAUCGAUCUUUCGGAGGUGGCGGUAACAUUUUUGUUGUUAAUCGACAUCGGUUUGCGAUUUGCCUCCGAUUGGCGGGAUUUCCACAAGCACAAGAGAAAUUUAUUUGACUUGGGACUUGCGAUCAUUACCACGGUGAUUUUAUUGCCACCCAUUCGAAAUUCAGGUCAACCUUAUGCUUGGCUUACCGCAUUCCAGAUUCUCAGAAUCUAUCGGGUUGUCAUGGGUGUCGAGAUCACGCGAUCCUUGAUCAUGUUGGUGUUGGGAAAUGCAAGUGGUAUUGGAAACCUUGUACUCUUCGUCUUUCUUAUCACUUUCUUGGUUGCGAUAUUCGCAGUUCAGCUGUUUCGCGGCGAGAUCCCCUCACAUGAUGACUCUGGAGAAUAUAUACAAGUCAAUUUCUCUACGAUUUUCAAUUCUUUCUUGGGUUUGUAUCAAAUUCUAUCGAGCGAGAAUUGGACCACACUUCUUUAUAAUGUUACCGGCAUUGAUAAGUCACGAAACACUGCUUGGAUUGGUGCAGCAUUCUUCAUUGGAUGGUUUAUUCUCGCCAACUUUAUUCUGGUGAAUAUGUUCAUAGCUGUCAUUCAAGAAAAUUUCGAUGUUUCAGAGGACGAAAAACGCAUGCAACAAGUGAAGGCUUUCCUGACCAGGAAAGAGGUCGAUACCUCUUCUAGCAAUCUCGCAUUAUCGUCUAUCGUUCGAUUUGGUCGCUCCAAAGCGAAAAAAGACCCCCUCGAUUAUGGGCCGGCAACCAUGGAGAUGCUAUUGAAAGAUGCGGUUGUCAAGGACUUUCUCGAUGAUGAAAUCGUUCCGGGACAGCACGAACACAAUGCGGAAAAUGCUGCUGCAGAGGCAGCUGGUGUAAAGCCUGGAUACUUAUCCUCCGUCUGGGGUAAUUUCGUGUCUAAAAUCUGGAACAGGGAACCAAAUCCCUUUUAUUCCAACAUAUCGUUUUCUCUCAAGACCGAUGACUCUAAAGGUACCCGGGCAAUGGCAAAAGAAGCUGUCUCAGCCUCAUCUCAGCGCAAGAAAGCACAGCGUGAAUACUUGGCAAAACACCCAUCUUACAAUAAUGCCUUAUUCAUUUUUAAACCUAAUAGCCCUAUCAGAAGGCUUUGUCAAAGAUGCGUAGGGCCUGGGCGUGGAAGCGAACGUUUUGAUGGUGUUGAGCCUGAUUUGACCAUUUGGUAUGGCUUUUCGGCAUUCCUGUACCUCUGCAUUGUCGCAAUGGUCUUGUUGGCAUGUAUAACCACACCUCUGUACCAAAGAGAAUACUUCAUAGCCAAUCCUGAGAAAUCAACCGGUAAUAAUUGGUUCGUCUUUUGCGAUUUCAUCUUUGGGAUCAUUUUCACCGUCGAAGCUCUCAUAAAAGUCAUUGCAGAUGGGUUCUUCUGGACUCCAAACGCAUACUAUAGAAGUACAUGGGGUUUCAUCGAUGGUCUAGUGCUUAUUACCUUGUGGAUCAAUGUCAUCACUUCAUUGAUGGACGAUGGAGCAAUUGCACGAGCAGUUGGAGCUUUCAAAGCCUUGCGAGCUCUCCGAUUGCUCAAUGUCAGUGAUAGUGCAAGAAAUACAUUCCACUCUGUGAUUCUUGUCGGUGGAUUUAAAGUUCUUUCGGCGGCCUUCGUUUCCAUGUCCCUCUUAAUUCCUUUUGCAAUUUAUGGGGUAAACCUUUUCAACGGCCAGUUGGAGGCGUGCAAUGAUGGCGACAUCACUAAUUUGACCGAUUGUUCUGGUGAAUUCUACAAUCAGCCGUUUAGUGGUGAUUGGAACAUUGUUUCACCUAGACAAGUUGGAAAUCCCUGGUACGAUUUCGAUAAUUUCGGAGGCUCCUUAUUCAUCCUUUUUCAAAUCGUAUCCCAAGAAGGUUGGGUCGACGUAAUGUUUCAGUCAAUGUCCAUUACUGGCCGUGGUCUUAAUCCGGGUGAUCCUACAUCGCGCGAGUUCAAUGCAGUCUUCUUCGUCCUUUUCAACCUUCUUGCCACGGUCUUCAUCCUUACUUUGUUCAUCUCUGUGUUCAUGCGAAAUUACACGGAACAAACGGGAAUCGCAUUUUUGACAUCUGAUCAGAGAUCUUGGGUGGAGUUGCGUAAACUUUUAAGGCAGGUUUCUCCAUCUAAACGGCCUUCCCAGAAAGAUCCACGUUGGUGGAAAGACUGGUGUUACAAGAGAGCCACUCGAAAGCAUGGAAAGUGGCAUUCAGCUAUGACCUUAACUCUUGUCUUCCAUCUCAUCCUAUUGUUAGUGGAAUUUUACCCCGAGCCACUAUGGUGGGAUAGAACUAGAGAUUAUAUAUUCUUGGCUUGCACAGUUUUCUACAUUCUCAACAUUUUUGUUCGUAUAACUGGUCUGAGCUGGGCUCGAUUUAAACGAAGUUCAUGGGAUGUUUUCUCGAUUCUUGCAGUCUUCGGUACACUGGUCACGACAAUCCUCCUUCUCACCAACUUCAAAUCUCAAGUUUAUGUUCAACUACACAAGUUAUUUCUUGUUUCUAUCGUUCUACUCUUGAUUCCCCGAAAUGAUGCUCUGGAUCAGCUAUUCAAAACUGCAGCUGCUAGUUUGACAGCCAUUGGAAAUUUGUUGGCAACUUGGUUUGUCCUGUUUAUGGUCUUUGCUAUCGCUAUGACUCAAACCUUUGGACUCACUCGAUUUGGUGAACAAGAAACCGACAAUCUCAACAUGCGAACAGUACCGAAAACGCUUCUAAUGCUAUUUCGUAUGUCCUGUGGAGAGGGUUGGAAUCAAAUCAUGGAAGACUAUGCGACUAUCACACCUCCAUUCUGUACUCAAGGUGCCGAUUUCUUUGAUAGCGACUGCGGAAGCCCUACAUGGGCUCGAGUAUUAUUCAUUUCGUGGAACAUUGUGAGCAUGUAUAUCUUCACUAGUUUAUUUGUGUCGCUCAUCUACGAGAGUUUCAGUUAUGUCUUCCAACGAUCCAAUGGCUUAUCUAAAGUUAGUCGUGAUGAGAUCAGACGCUUCAAAGAGGCUUGGGCUACGUUAGAUCCGGAUGGUACAGGAUUUAUCGAAAAGGAACAUUUCCCAAGACUUCUGGGUGAACUCUCUGGUGUCUUUGAGAUGCGUGUAUAUUCACAUGAAGAUUCGGUUCGCAGAAUUCUCGAAGAUAUACAAACGGAACCAAGCAGUGGUAGAAUGAAUUCUAUUUCAAGCCCCAGCGCUUCUAAUGGUAUUGAUUUGAAGAGAUUGAAUGAAAGAAUUUCUCAAAUUGAUGCCGGUAGAGUCAGAAGAGACAGAGCGAGAUUUAAUCUUUUCUAUGAAGAGGUUUUAGUCUCGGCAGAUCCUGAUCGGGGUAUUUCUUUUACGACAGUAUUGAUGGUUUUAGCUCACUAUAAUGUUAUCAGUGACAAUAAGAGCUUGAAACUUGAAGAAUUUUUACGUCGCCGCGCACGUCUUCAAAGAGUGGAAGAAGAAGUCCGAAGACGAAUUGUGGUUGGAUUCUUCGAUACUAUGUACUGGUCCCGAAGAUUCCGCAAACACAUGGAAAGGAAAAGGUCUGGCCGAAUGACGGAUAUUCCUCAAUUGGGCCCCGAAGUUUACGUCGACGACGAAGAUUCAUCUACCCAGAAACAUAAAUCAACUGCUUCAGGAAGCGGAGCUUUACUUUCACCAACAGAUAUUACGGAUUCGAGAAAUUCGUUUAUUACCCAUGGACUUGAUGGGGCACCACUUAGACAGAGAAGAGGAACGGAUGCGGAUAUUGGACUGGGUUUGAAUACUUCGUUCCCUUCAGUAAGCUCUGCAGUGAGUCCAACUUUGAGUCCGCUGAAAGCGCAUGGACCGCGUGGAUCGACAUUUUCGUUUGAAGGGGUGGGUGUAGGAGCUGGUGAUGGGAGUGCAAUUAAUAGCACGGCAAGCAGUAGAAGGAAUAGUGCGGUAUCUGCGGAGAACGUCUUGGAAGUGUUGGAUAAUUCAGCAUGGGGAGAGAGUAUCAGGAGGAGUUUCACUACAAGGAGAAGUAGUAAGGGUGGGAAUUAG